Sipha flava (yellow sugarcane aphid) is the source of this 540-nucleotide messenger RNA. Its product is annotated as tigger transposable element-derived protein 6-like. The record is from RefSeq and is a predicted model, not a curated record. Bases 1 to 540 code for a protein of 179 amino acids. NCBI's taxonomy places the organism in Eukaryota, Metazoa, Arthropoda, Insecta, Hemiptera, Aphididae. Gene Ontology annotation, molecular function: nucleic acid binding. The transcript has 3 exons.
AUGCCUCGUAAUUUAAAAACGCUUACUAUUGCAGAGAAACAAAUGGUUUUUAAAGUAGUGAAAAGUGGAAGGAAGAAGAAGGAACUCGCCGAAGAAUUUGGAAUACCAGACAAAACUGCACUUUUUUACAAAUGUAUGCCAGAUAAAACUUUAACAUUCAAAAAUGAGAAACGUAACGGUAGUAAGCAUAGCAAAGAACGACUCACACUAUUAUUGGCUGUUAACAUGACUGACUAUUGCUCGGCUCAUAAUAUUAUACCAACUUGUCAAGCUGUAAAAGUAAAAUUUUUAUCGCCAAAUACCACUUCAAAAUUGCAACCUUUGGAUCAAGGAAUUAUUAAAACGUUCACAACACUGUAUAAAAAAGAAAUAGUAAGGAAAAUUAUAAGUGAUAUGGAUGACGAAAAAUCUACAGCAGUCGAUAUUCUUCAAGCUAUGCGCAUUGUUGAUAAAAUUUGGAGAAACGUAACAACGACAACAAUCGUGAACUGCUUUAGAUCGUGUGGAUUUGUACUUGAAGCUGAGAAAGACGGCACUUAA